CUGUCUGGGUGUUUUCACAGUUGCCUUCGAUCUCUCACGUUUCCUCGUUAACACAGAUGACUACGGUAAAUCCGCAAAAUCAAAGAUCGCGAUUCUCGAGAGUGGCGAUCGUGUGAUUACGGUGACGUUUUUCCGAAGUGCGAACUUAGAGUUUUUCGGAUUUUAAGUUGGUGACGCUACUUUCGUGACCGGGCUGCUGUUUGAACUUGGCCGAUUUGGAUUUCCAUCCCCGAUCUGUCUGUGGAUUUACAUCGAACAGCCAACGAGGAAAAUCCAUCCAAAAAGGGAAUCCUUCAUGAUGUGCACAUGCCCGAAUUCAAUGUCAGGGAGCCAAGCGUAGGAUGGACCCGACAUUACGAGGAGUCUUACUACACUGAAGAGAAGGAUCGAAGAGGAAGGAAAGAAGAUGCCUGCCUCGCAAACAACCGCCACUGAGCGGCGAAACGACAGGACGGUCACACAUGAGCCACCAAAAUUAAAAACCACGCUCAAGACUCCACCGAAACAAGCAACAAACCCCCUUCAGUUUGUGAAGGUGGGCCCUUGUUCGCUUUACCGGUCUGCCCAGGAGCAGUUGCAGAAGGUUCAAGAAGUCAAAAAGAUAAAGCAAGAGGUGCGAGAAGACCCCGAGGACUGGCAGUCGAAUCUAGACAACUGGAAAAGCAGUAGAAGGAAGCGCCAGGAGCACAUAAUUGAGCGUGUGGUGGAAGUAAAGAAACUGGAAUUAGAAGAACACGAUCGACAGCGACGACGAAGUAAGACUUUCUCAGAAAUGAUGGAAGAGCGAGGAAACAGAGGUCGUAAAUUGAGUAUGAGUCUAGCCAUGUACCACGAAGAAGACUCGAACGACUUGAGUGACCUUGGCAUUGGUACCAGCAGUGGCAAGAGCUCAGUCAGUGGCGACACACACGAUGAUGCACAGAGUGUCCUCAGCGACCGCGACAGUGAAAUCGAGAAAAACCACUCAGACGUGGACAACACGCUGACCGAAAACGGUAACGAUUCCAUCAGCAGCUUGAAAAAAUCCACCUUUGGAAAUGGUUUUCACAACAACAAUCACCACAACAAUCACGAGUACGAUUCGGCAGCGACAGCAACUGCGAGUUCCCCAGAACCCGAGGAAUACACCUACGAAGGAGCGAUUCGAGGAUACGUUUCCAGAGUCUCACAAAAUAUCCCCAGAAGAUCCUUGGUAACCCUGGACGCGAAGCUCGAUAACUCGAAAUCGAACAUGAAUGGUUCGAAGACGAGUCUCAGCGAAGAAACAAAUGGCGUGAAGGUGGAUAUCCUGAAAAGACGCGAGAUCUUCGAGAAAGGAUCGCCGAAGAGCACCGACAACAAAAGCAACAACAGGCUCGGAUCCGACUUUCCCAGCUCGAAGACCAUCAAGGAGCGUUUGUCGCAUCUUGAAAAGCAGAAGAGUGAAUCAGAGACCGUUGAUAAGACCAGCAGCAAGGCUUUGAACAGGCUUUCUGGCGACAUGAACUCUAUCCGCGAGAGGCUCUCGCAUCUGGAAAAGCAGGCUUCCGAGAGAGAGAAGAUCAACCAUCACAACGAGGAUUUGGAAAGCGUUCGACCUUUGAGAGAGAGGCUCUCUACCCUGGAGAAGUACAGCAGCAGUGAUGAAUCGACUACGUCAGCAACUCCUCACGAGCCACGACACAAUGGAGAAUUGUCGGCGAGGUCGAUUAAAGAUCGUCUGAGUGCUCUUGACGCCGCGAGGAACAAGGAACUGGAGAAGAGGAAUUCUUCGGUUAAACACGCUCCACUCUGCUUUCGGGAUCCGGAAAACAGGGUCGAUAACUCGACACCUAGCGAAAGAAGUUCCUCCCCGGAUUCGGAGUACCGAGCGCCGAGGGCGGCUUUUCAUCGGAGUUUGGACUCUCUGGAUGCUGAUGCUUCCAGCGGUCCUGACACUUUCGAAAGAGUUCAGAGUUUGGAGGAGCUGGAUUAUACACGACGUUAUCCGGCUUCAACCUCUUCUGCUGAGAUUCUGAAUGACACGGAUCGGGAGGAUUCUGGAAUCCACACGGCUGAUGUUAGCUGCUCGGUUAGCCAGGCUGAUGAACCCAUUGAUGAGGAGCUUGUUCAUAGUCAUGUGGAAAGGCAGCAGCCGGUGAUUGAGGAGAAACCGGAGCCUCGUAUUUUGGAGGUGAUUGAAAUCAGGAAGGAGGAUGUGAGAAAGAAGGAGUUACGGAAGGAGAAACCAACCAUAUUGGAAGAGAUGAUUGUCGCCUGUCAAAGAGAAGCAGUGACAACAAUGAAGGACACUGCUGAAUCUUCUUCUGGGGAAGAGUCUAACAAAUCUCUAUCACAAACUCUAGUAGUAACUAACAUUAAUAAUAGUCCUUCUUCCUCUCGUCCAAUCAUCUAUCAGAGUCCCAAAGUUCCACCUCGAAGAACUCCUCCCGAAAUUCUCAUACCAAAAUCCCUAGCAGCAUCAAAAGCCACUGAUCCCGUAGAAAAAAUUUCUCAGCUUAGUCUCAAGCUGGACAUCAGCGAAAAGAGUCCGAUGGAAUCUUCCUCAAAUGUUUUCCUCUUUUUCGAUGACUCAGAUUCUUCAAAGGCUUCUUCUCCAGCUUCUCCUCCAACUCCAAACUUUCCAGCAUUAAUCCCAAGAUCUAAUAUCAACACAACAACUUGUCCUGUUAAUUGCCAGGAUGCGAAAUCAAUCCCUUGCAUUUCUCCGAGAACUUCCAAAAUUCCAACUCCUCUGCCUCGCAAAAUCACGAAAUCUUCUCCUACUGGCUCUACCUCUUCUUUAAGUUCUCCCGUUGCUGCUCCCACUUCUCCCAAAUUUAAUACUCCAAAAUUACGCAAUUUAACGAAAACUUCAGAAAUCCCUGUACCGAUUCCUACCAGUCCUUCAAGUAGCUCCAAGGUACCUUUUUUCAAAAUGGAAGAUAUGAGCUCUUCCAAAUCCUUGAUUCCUACCUCCAGUUCCUCUUCCAUCAAGGCAACCCAGGUGAUGGACUCCAGGCCAGCGGAAAGGCGCCUUACGGUGGUGGAAGUUUGCGAAAAAGUGGUGGUUCCUCAAGGUCAAGGUCCUCCAACGCCGCCAGUAGCACCAUUCAUCACUGUCGAGUGUUUUAAGAACAGCCGGACCUCUGAGGAACCAGCAGUUAUCGAGGAAGCAGUGGAAGAAAUGAUUUACCAGACGAUCAAGCCAGUCGAUCGCGAAGAGGUCGAAGCUACUGGAACUCCUUUGAACACGGAAAUCGAGAUGGUUUCCCAGCAGAAAACCGAGGAAGAACCCGAACCAGUUAUAGGAGAACCAGAAGUUAUUUUUCUUCCACCGGUUUCCGAAAAACUUGAGAGGCCUUCGACUCUAAACUUUGUGGAGAAUCAAAAAGCCAUGGAAAUGUUCUGUCCGAUGUCACAGGGUUCAACACCGAUAUUUCCACUAAAUUUGACAAGCGACGAAGAAUUAGUAGCAGGUCUCUCAUUUCCGAUGGGUCCACCAACAAGUGUAGAACCUCCCAAAGAAAAACCUCCACCACCACCUGUGGAAUUCAGUGAUGAGGAAAGUCAGCCAGUCGAGCCCUUGAAGAGAUUAAAUUCCACACGCAGAAUAAAGAAGGAACUUCGAACCCGACGCUCUGAUUUUCUCGGAAUUGGAGGGAUGAACGACGAUGAUUACGAGCAAGAACUGUCGCUGACAAAACCACCUGACAUGGCAGCAAUUUUAGCUGAAGAAAGACGCAUCGAGCAACUUCAUCGUCGUUCCUACGAUACUGAUAGUAAUUACGAGCAAGAUUCGAACCACGAACGUGAUUCUGGUGUGGAACUUGGACACGUCGAGGACUGGACCAAACAGCCAAUCAGUCCCGACAUAUCCCAACACAGCAGGCAAAGCAGUGAGCCUUUUGGAGCAAGUGUAACGUCCUCCGAAGAAGAUGAAAUCACCAAGAAGGAACGAGAAAUUAUCGAAGUCCUCGAGAAAGAGGAACAGUGGCGCUACGGAAACAGUUGUGAAUUAAAUAGUGACAUCGGAGAGAAGUUGGCACAUAAACUUCUUGAAUUAGAGGAAGAAAAAAUGCAGCUGGAACGCGAGCGCGCUCAGGAAACCGAAGAGCAACGUCGUCAGGAGGAAACAAUGCGAAAAAACGAGGAGAACAUUCGCCAGCAGGAAGAAAUUUUGAGGAAACAGCAGGAGGAAAUCGAGAGACAGGAAGAAGCUGCAAGAGUCCAAGAAGCAAAACGUUUGGAUGAGGAGAGAAAGGAGGAAGAGCUUCGAAUUCAAGUCCAGGAGAAACUCAAAAUUAAGGAAAUCGAGGAAAAAGAGAAGAAAGCUGCAGAGGCUCGUCGACAAGAAGAAAUACAGAACAAAAAUUUGGUCUGUGCGACGCAGUACAACAAUCAAGACGACGAAUUCUCGACAGGAGACGUGCUGCGAGUUGAGAGAGAACUCCUCCAACUGGAACAGGAGGAGCUUCAACGGAAGCGAAGCAAUUUGGCUUAUCGAGAACAGAAGCAGCAGCAAUUGGCUCAACAACUCGAGGAGCAGUGGAAAUCUUUGCAGGAUGUUGCUAAUGGAUCUCCGAGAAAUUUCCAACAGUACAAACUCCAAACUCCUCUGAAUUACAGAUCUUCGAUGCCUAAUCUUCAGAUGCAGGAUGUUCAAAGAAGAAGACCUCCACCGCCUCCAAUUCCUCCAGCGAAACCUUUGAGAAUGGUUGAACAAAGACAGAGGGAUGUUACUAUCAGCAGGAACAGCAGAGUUCCUUCGGCGGAUUCGAUUCCGCAACAGGUUGAUGCGUCCAUGCGUCACAGCGCUUCGGCGACGAUGUUGGCGAAUCAUGGUGGUCAGCAGAUGACAAGGCAGACUUUGCAAGCCUUGAGCGCAGUUCCUCGUCCACGAAUCGUUCAGGGUGAUCAGUGGGUCCAGAGAAGGAAAAGCGACGUGCCGCGAGGUGCGCAGGAUUACAACUACCAACACUGGCUCAUUCAGGAGGCGGAGCAGAGGAGGAUCAGUGAGAAAAAUCAACGUUCGCCAGUUCGAAAACAACAACACGCCACAGGAACUUCUGUGCCAUAUACAGCUUCACCUCCAAGGUCGGACAGUAAACCUUUACCAGAUUCGAUCAUUCAGACAAUAACGCAAAGAGUGCAAGCGAGAGCGCAGGAAAAACCUCUUCCACCUAGGCGAAGGCUAGAGCAAAGUUCAAGUCAAGAACUUCCCCAGAAGCAAUACGUAAUGCAGUCCCAAAAAGUCCAUCAAUCGAGCAGGGUCGAGUCUCAAGAAAAGAUGUUAAGCGUCUCUGGUAAAAAGAAAUGCUCCCACUGCGGUGAUGAGUUAGGUCGAGGAGCAGCGAUGAUAAUAGAAAGUCUUCGACUCUUCUACCACAUGGAAUGUUUUAAAUGCUGUGUUUGUCACGUUCGCCUCGGUGACGGCCUGAUGGGGACGGACGUUCGUGUUCGCAACCAUAAACUUCACUGCCAUAACUGCUACUCCAGUGACGAUGGUGUCAAGUUCAGCUGCGUGUAGAAAGUGCGGGCUAAUGGAUCUAAGCUGACUAACUUGAAUAUAGCGAAUUCCUGCUAUAUUUUAUAAAGUGUAGUUGAUCAUUUAGCUACCUUGCCCUGGAAGGUCAAAGAGAUGCAGUGUAUAUAAAAAGUUGUUCUCGUCCAACGGGGCUUUUACCUUACAGGACCAAUCUAAUCUUUGCUCGAAAUUAAAGAAGAGCUCGGAAAAAACGCUUGAUUAAAAAAGAAGUCACUUUUUAUCCAAUUCGGUCGCCCUUCACUAACAGUAAACACACUCACACAUCCUAUAUCAUUUUGUAAAUAGCCUGUAUUUAUGUAAUUAGAUGUAGAUUUUAAGAGAGGGAGAGAGUCGAUAUUGAGUCGUACGAUUAGAGGAAUACGUAAGACGUAAGGGAAGGGAGUUGUACAUUUCUGUAUGAUAUUUUGUGAUAUUUAUAAGUUCAUCCGGCUGAACAUGGAAAUUCAGCGAGUGUUAAUAGCUUUCUUGAAUGUCGAGUAACAACUUAAAUCAAAUCCUGUACUCUCGGUUCCGAGAAUUUAUAAUCUUUGUUACUCUUUUUUAAGUAGUUUUAAGUGCUGGUUGUGUUGCACGUAAUCUACAAUUGGAAACUGAUUUUUUUUUAACAGAGACGAUUUUACUAAUCGAUUUACGUAUCCUUUUAACGAAGCUCGAACCUGGAGCCUUAGAGCAUAUAAUCACGUGUGAAAUAUUGUACGAUACGUGUUUCGUGUUAUCACAAUGUCUAAUUUUAUAUUAGCGAUGAAAAUAAAUGUUUAUUUUAGUCA
Messenger RNA from Belonocnema kinseyi, 6273 nucleotides. It is a transcript of the gene smash, whose product is annotated as golgin subfamily A member 6-like protein 22. Gene Ontology annotation, biological process: regulation of focal adhesion assembly; positive regulation of stress fiber assembly. Gene Ontology annotation, cellular component: stress fiber. The transcript is spliced from 17 exons. Gene Ontology annotation, molecular function: myosin II head/neck binding. Bases 407 to 5488 code for a protein of 1693 amino acids. The record is from RefSeq and is a predicted model, not a curated record. NCBI's taxonomy places the organism in Eukaryota, Metazoa, Arthropoda, Insecta, Hymenoptera, Cynipidae.